CAUUCAUUCGGCCGCGCCGGGGCCGAGGGGCGCGCGCGGGGCUGCGGCGGCGGGAGCGCGCGGGGCCCGGCCGGCGGGGGCGCGCCUCGCGGCCCACCCGCCACCAUGUCCGACCCCGCGGUCAACGCGCAGCUGGACGGGAUCAUUUCGGACUUCGAAGCCCUGAAAAGGUCCUUCGAGGUGGAGGAGGCAGAGCCGCCCAGCGCCACGCCGCCCCGGCGCGUGCAGACCCCCCUGCUGCGGUCCACGGUCGCCAGCUCCACCCAGAAGUUCCAGGACCUGGGCGCGAAGGGCGGCGAGCUGGCCGGGCGCCACGCGGACCCCCUGAGCCAGCGCUCCCCCAAGGCCACCCUGCGCCGCGUGGAGCUGCCGGGGCCCCGGGCCGAGCCCGCGCCACGCCGCUCCGAGCUGUCCAUCGACAUCUCGUCCAAGCAGGUGGACGGCGCCGGGGCCGCACGCUUCGGCCUGAAGCGGACCGAGGUGCUGGGCCACCGGACGCCUGAGCCCGGCCCGCGCAGGACCGAGCUGACCCUCGUCAAGCCCCAGGAGACGCCGCACCGCAGGAUGGAGACCCCUGCGGACGCGGCCCCCAAGAGGGUGGAGAUCCAGGUGGCCAAGCCGGCGGAGGCGCCCCCCUCCCCCAUCCCGCCCCACGGCCUGGAGGACCCGGAGCCCCCUGUCCUGCCCAAGGCGCAGCCCCCUCCGGAGGUGCCGGCAAGGAGCGUGGAAGCCACAGAGGCGGCCCCCAGCAGCGCGGGUGACAUGGCGGACACCCCCCGAGACGUGGGGCCCAAGCAGGCACCCGCCCCGCGUGGCGAGAAGGUGCCCGCGGACUUCGGCUACGUGGGCAUCGACUCGAUCCUGGAGCAGAUGCGCCGGAAGGCCAUGAAGCAGGGUUUCGAGUUCAACAUCAUGGUCGUGGGACAGAGCGGCCUGGGCAAGUCCACCCUGAUCAACACCCUCUUCAAGUCCAAGAUCAGCCGCAAGUCGGUGCAGCCGCCGGCACCCUCAGAAGAGCGGAUCCCCAAGACCAUCGAGAUCAAGUCCAUCACCCAUGACAUCGAGGAGAAGGGCGUCCGCAUGAAACUCACCGUCAUCGACACACCAGGCUUCGGGGACCACAUCAACAACGAGAACUGCUGGCAGCCCAUCAUGAAGUUCAUCAACGAGCAGUACGAGAAGUACCUGCAGGAGGAAGUGAACAUCAACCGCAAGAAGCGCAUCCCCGACACGCGCGUGCACUGCUGCCUCUACUUCAUCCCCGCCACCGGCCACUCGCUCCGGCCCCUGGACAUAGAGUUUAUGAAGCGGCUGAGCAAAGUCGUCAACAUCGUCCCGGUCAUUGCCAAGGCUGACACGCUGACCCUGGAGGAGAGGGUCUACUUCAAGCAGCGGAUCACCGCUGACCUGCUGUCCAAUGGCAUCGAUGUGUACCCCCAGAAGGAGUUCGACGAGGACUCUGAGGACCGGCUGGUGAAUGAGAAGUUCCGGGAAAUGAUCCCAUUCGCAGUGGUGGGCAGUGACCACGAGUACCAGGUGAACGGGAAGAGGAUCCUUGGGAGGAAGACCAAGUGGGGCACCAUUGAAGUUGAGAACACCAUGCACUGCGAGUUCGCCUACCUGCGAGACCUCCUUAUCAGGACGCACAUGCAGAGCAUCAAGGACAUCACCAGCACCAUCCACUUCGAGGCUUACCGGGUCAAGCGGCUGCACGAGGGCCGCGGCGGGCUGGCCAAUGGCGUGGAGGAACCGGGCCUGGGAGCCCAGGAGAUGUAGCCACCCGCCCGGUCCCCGCCCCCUCGCCUUCGCCGCCCCAGACCUGCCCACGCCCCCUUCCUUUCCUCCACCGGUCCGCCUGUGCACCGUCCCUUCGACAGGCUCCGAGCACCAAGAGGCCGGAUGCUGCGCCCCCACCCCACCCCCGUUUCUCAUAGGCCUGCUGGCACAGGGGGCUGUGGUUGGGUGGGACCCCCAUCCCUGAGGUCUGCCGGAGGCUGAACCAGGCCUGCAGAAUUUCCCCCCCACUCGGUUGGCACCAGCAGGGGGAGCCCUGGAGCCCUUUCCGUCCCGUUCUCCCCUAACCGGGACCUGCGCUAGGCCCCGCCCCCAGUGAUUUGGGCCCCGCCCCGCCUUCCA
Molecule: messenger RNA, 2136 nt
Organism: Sorex fumeus (smoky shrew)
Lineage: Eukaryota; Metazoa; Chordata; Mammalia; Eulipotyphla; Soricidae
Gene: SEPTIN9
Product: septin 9
Exons: 11
Coding region: 106-1776 (556 amino acids)
Biological process (GO): cytoskeleton-dependent cytokinesis
Cellular component (GO): cell division site; septin complex; microtubule cytoskeleton
Molecular function (GO): GTPase activity; molecular adaptor activity; GTP binding
Source: RefSeq, a predicted model, not a curated record